AUGGCAGAAGACGAGUACGACUUUCUCUUCAAAUUGGCGCUUAUCGGAGACUCUGGCGUUGGCAAAUUCAACCUCUUAGGCCGAUUCACACAAAACGAAUUCAAGCCCGACUCCAAGACAACCAUCGGCGUCGAAUUUGCAACACGCUCUAUGCAAGUUGAUUCUGUGAAAAUUAAAGCUCAGAUUUGGGAUACCGCUGGGCAGGAACGCUAUCGGGCAAUUACGAAUGCUUACUAUCGCGGUGGUGUUGGUGCGCUCCUCGUUUACGAUAUCAGCAAGCGGCAGAUAUAUAAGAAUGUUGGCCGGUGGUUGCAAGAUCUCCGGGACGGUUCGAGCUCCAACAUUGUUACCAUGCUAGUGGGCGACAAAAUUGAUUUGGGUCAUCUGAGGGCUGUAUCGACUGAGGAGGCCAAGAGAUUUGCCAGCGAGAAUAACCUGUCCUUUAUUGAGACCUCAGCGUUAGACCCCAGUAAUGUGGAUGUCGCCUUUCAUGAGCUUCUUACUGGUAGGGACUUGCUUGCAACCCUUGUGUAG
Molecule: messenger RNA, 534 nt
Organism: Penicillium argentinense
Lineage: Eukaryota; Fungi; Ascomycota; Eurotiomycetes; Eurotiales; Aspergillaceae
Product: Rab family GTPase
Exons: 4
Coding region: 1-534 (177 amino acids)
Biological process (GO): exocytosis
Cellular component (GO): recycling endosome
Molecular function (GO): GTPase activity; GTP binding
Source: RefSeq, a predicted model, not a curated record